GGCUCUUUGCAACAAACAGACUCCCAUCACUGGCCUGCCGGAGAAAGCCGAAUCCCCAAAUCUAUAGAAGCCGGAAAAGCGCCGCCGCAGUCCCUCCGUUUUGGGGAACCAUUCACCGGCGAUAUAUCCCUUCAUCUUACCCUAAACAAGAAGAAAACGUUCACACUGUUCUAUUUCUCUCCCUCGAGAUUGCGUCUCUUUCAUGAAGUAAGUCCUUCCUGAAAACUCUCGUUCAACAGUCGAAGAAGGGUCUCGAGAGGUGCCUUUUGUGGUCCAUCUUCAUCUCUGAGCUGCGAGGGUUUGUACGGCGGCAAACCGUAUGGCAACUGCUGAAUCCUCUUCAGCUCUUGGGCCUGUGUAUGCUCCAGAUGACCCUACUCUACCUAAACCAUGGAUGGGAGUGAUUGAUAGAAGCACUAAUGUAAUGUACUACUGGAAUCCUGAGACCAAUGUCACACAGUAUGAGAAGCCAUCCUCUUUGCCUCCACCUUUGCCACCCGGCAUGCCUCCAACUGGUUCAACCCCUAAAUUGGCUCAGAUACCAGUGCCUCAUUCAGCACAACUUAAUGGGAUGGCCGGUCAUGGUGCCCAGCAGGCUGUACAACCUUCUCAGCAGCAGGGACAACAGGUCGGUCAAUUGCAUCACCAGGCUCACUCCACGCAACCAGUAAUGCAACAACCACAAGGGCAGCAGAUCAAUGCCUAUUCUCAACAUCCUCAAGCAACACAACAGCAAGGACAACUCGUUGCGCAACAACAAGUUUCUAGCUAUCAUGGCGCACAAUCGGGGCAGGUUGCGCAACAACAAGGGCAGGGAAGUACUCAAAUGAUGCAGCAUCCCAGUCAGCAAAUGUUAUCGCAUAUGGGGCAGCAAAUGCCUCAACCUUCGGGCCAGCAGUUGUCACAGCAAUCAGGCCAACCUAUGCCGCAGCAUGCUGCUCAGCAAAUGCCCCAGCAGAUAGGCCAGCACAUGCUACAGCAUCAGAGCUCACAGAUGCAACAAUCACAAGGACAAUUUGGCUAUCAGAAAAUGCAGUACAUGCCAUAUCAACAAAGCAUGCCUCAACCUGCCCAGCAGUAUGCAAACCAACAUACAUCCUCAUUGCCAAGAACAGAGGAAGCUGACCACCAACAGGCUAGCCAGACUGGCUAUCCUACUACUCAGUAUCUUCCUACUGGCGGAUCGUCGGCUCAAAACUUGCCAGUUGGAAACAAUCCACUCUCCAUGCCCCCUGGAGGUGCUCAAUUCAAUCGAGGUCAGCAAUUUGCUGGCCCUUCUGGACCUGAUUUAGCCUAUCCACCACCAACUCAAAGGCAGCAAAAUCACAUGGGCCCUCCUGGAACCCACAAUCAGCAACCUAACAUGCCUCAUGCAGGAUUGAAGAUGGGCUACGAGAAUAAUGCCCCUGGUAGGGCUGGCAAUGACUACUAUAUGAAUGCGAAAAUGGAGGGUACUAUGAUGAGUCCUCAUCAGCCGAACGGUGCUGGUAUGCCUAUGGCAAGGAAUCAACAGGAUGCUAGAAUGGCUGUUGCCCCAUUUCAAAGUGCUGGACCUGCUUAUUCAAGUGGAUUUAGUCCACCUGAGCAUACAAUGCACAACCUGUAUAAACAUGGAAAUAGUGGUGCACAGUUUCCUUCUGGUGGAAUGAUGAUGCCUCCUUUCAGUGGACCUGCAGACAUUACAAACUCCUCGCCUGCUGAUGCUUAUCGCCAAAAGCAUGAAGUCACAGCAAUGGGUGACAAUGUUCCCGCGCCUUUCAUGACAUUUGAUGACACUGGUUUCCCUCCUGAGAUAUUGAGAGACGUGCGAUAUCUGCUCCAGAGGAGGAGCAUAUGUCGUACGCUGCUCUGCCAACUAAUACAUGCAACAACCUAUUCUGAUUUUUGGAGGCUGCAAAACUGGACAGUUGGAGCCUUUGUUGUGCAUCUUCCAGAAGGGUGGUUGGCCUUUGACCAAUUCACACCUGAAAUGCUCCUCAUUUGUCUUUAUCUGCCUCUCUUUAGUUGCUUCAAGUUGCUUCUUAUCAAUAGAGCAUAUGUGUAUAAUUUUCCCGAGUCUAAUGUCUGCACAUCUGUUUUGUCUCAGAUACAUUCUGCUGGCUUCAUGUGUCCUACCCCAAUCCAGGCACAAACAUGGCCAAUUGCACUGCAGAGUAGAGAUAUAGUUGCCAUUGCUAAGACAGGUUCUGGAAAAACGCUGGGUUACUUGAUCCCAGCCUUUGUCCUUCUAAGACAGCGUCAUAACAAUCCUCAGAAUGGUCCCACCGUGUUGGUUUUGGCGCCAACCAGAGAGCUCGCCACACAAAUUCAAGAGGAGGUGAACAAAUUUGGGCGAUCGUCUAGGGUCUCUUGCACGUGCUUGUAUGGUGGUGCACCAAAGGGACCUCAACUGAAUGAACUAGAUCGAGGAGCAGAUAUUGUUGUAGCAACUCCUGGCCGACUUAAUGAUAUCCUUGAAAUGAAAAAAAUCGACUUCCGUCAAGUUUCGCUCCUUGUUCUUGAUGAAGCAGACAGAAUGCUCGAUAUGGGUUUCGAACCUCAGGUACGUAAGAUUGUGAGUGAAAUGCCCCCACGAAGACAAACACUUAUGUACACUGCAACGUGGCCAAAAGAGGUGAGGAAAAUAGCAGGUGAUCUUCUUGUCAAUCCUGUUCAAGUCAACAUUGGCAAUGUUGAUGAACUUGCUGCUAACAAAUCCAUCACACAGAUUGUGGAGAUAGUCCCUCACAUGGAGAAAGAUAGGCGCCUAGACCAGAUCCUGAGAGCACAAGAGAGAGGAUCAAAGGUCAUUAUCUUCUGUUCCACUAAGAGAUUGUGUGACCAACUUGCACGAGGUAUUGGGCGCCAUUUCGGUGCCAAUGCAAUCCAUGGAGACAAGUCCCAAGGAGAAAGAGACUGGGUUUUAAACCAGUUCAGGAGUGGUAUGUCUCCUGUCUUGGUUGCCACUGAUGUUGCCGCCCGUGGUCUUGACAUCAAGGACAUUAGGGUCGUGAUCAACUAUGAUUUCCCUACUGGAAUCGAGGACUACGUUCAUCGAAUUGGCAGAACUGGAAGGGCAGGUGCUACUGGCGUGUCCUACACCUUCUUCUCCGAGCAAGACUGGAAGCACGCACCUGAUCUAAUCAAAGUCUUGGAGGGAGCCAACCAGCAGGUGCCCCCAGAAGUGCGGGACAUCGCUUCACGUGGUGGCCCUGGCUUCUCGAAAGACAGAGGUGGGAUGAACCGGUUCGAUCCUGCUCCAACUGGUGGUGCUGGAGGGCGUUGGGAUGCUGGAGGCCGUGGAGGUAUUGGGAUGAGGGAUGGUGGUGGGUAUGGUGGUCGUGGCGGUGGGAUGAGGGAUUUUGGCCCGCGCGGUGGUCCACCAAUGAGGGAUGGAGGGUUUAGUGGCCGAGGUGGUGGAAUGAGGGAUGAAGGCUUUGGAGGUCGUAGUGGUGGUGGAAGGGAUGGUGGUCCUUUUGGUGGCCAACGAAAUGACAUGUUUCCCGGUCGCGGAAACAGAGGCCGAGGAGGAGGGUUCGGCGGUAGCCCCUCUGGCUGGGGCGGCAGAAACGAUCGUUUCAACAAUAUGGACAACCGUGGACCCCCCGAUCGCUUCAACAGCAUGGACAACCGUGGACGUGGCGGUCGUGGUGGCAGUGGCAGGGGAGGAAGAUUUGAUGGGAGGAGGGAGAUGAGCAACAACCGGAGUACUAGGGGUAGAAGCCCCAGCCGCAGCCGUAGCAGAAGCCGAAGCUGGAGCCGGAGCAGAAGCAGAAGCCGGUCUAGAGAUAGGAGUCGAAGCUACAGCCGCAGUCGCAGCCCAAGACGUAGCCGUAGCUACAGCAGGAGCCCCCGCCGCAGUCGUAGCUUCAGCCGUAGCCCUGAUCAGAGUGGUGAAAGAUAUGUGAGGCGCGAGAGGCAGCGAGAGUCGUUGUUUGACGUGAAGGAGGUUCCAGCUGCUGAAGGUGUGGUGGCAGCUUCUGAAUCAAUCCUGCCAGUUGCAUCUCCGGGUCUAGAUGCUAAAUUGGCUCUUCCUGAAGCAGAGCAGCAGCAGCAGCUGCCCCCGGCGGAGGCUGCUCUGCCAGCUUCUGAGAAUGCUGGGAACGUGGUGCCUGUCGACGAUGGAGGAGGAGCUGCCGACGGACUUGAACCAGCUGCCGACGAUUAGGGUGUGCCUUGGCUUGAUGUGGUUGUUGCUUUGAGGAGAAGGGUUUGUGAUUUGGAGAUUUUGCCCAUUUGGCUGUAGAUGCAGGUUAAGGUAUUCACUAUUCAGUAAUAGCACUGCCGAGCAACGCUUGCCAAAAAAACACUAGAAAAGACUAUAAAUUUAGCAAUCCUCGGAGAUUAUUUUUUUAGUUUGAGCCGUAUUGUUCGACACUAGCAGCUUUCGUGAUCGUUUUGAUACUGCUCUCCGUUGUCUUUCAACUCAAAUGCACAUUAGAUUUACCAUCAAACGUGCAAUAGAUUUGAUAACGAGUCAGCCUACGAAACACACGACCGCAGUUCAAAUGAAACUACUGUAUGCCAUAUUUGUAUCAGUUGCUUGCGAUAGAGUACUUGGUCAAGAAACUACGUC
Messenger RNA from Linum tenue, 4555 nucleotides. The record is from the annotation of a GenBank genome assembly. NCBI's taxonomy places the organism in Eukaryota, Viridiplantae, Streptophyta, Magnoliopsida, Malpighiales, Linaceae.